Messenger RNA from Octopus bimaculoides (California two-spot octopus), 1131 nucleotides. Its product is annotated as laminin subunit alpha-5-like. The record is from RefSeq and is a predicted model, not a curated record. Lineage: Eukaryota; Metazoa; Mollusca; Cephalopoda; Octopoda; Octopodidae.
AUUAUGCUGGUCACUUCCAACAAGUACGCCCCAGAACUCCUUGUCUUCCAACCAAUCGACAAGUCUGCAGACUUCCUCAGUGAAUGCAUCGAUGACUCCCUAAACUUGAAAGAAGGUAAGGAGAAGCUGAAGUCCUGUCGUACUCGGCUUUUUGCCCUCACCACAGACUACAACAAUGGCGCCCUCUACUGCAAGUGCAACGUGGACGGCUCCCUCAGCUUCUCAUGCCGUGCCUUUGGAGGGCAGUGCAAGUGUCGUCCAAACAUCAUUGGCCGCGACUGCUCGGCUUGCCGUCCUGGUUACUACGGUUUCCCAAGAUGCCGUCGAUGUAGGUGCCGCGUGGGCAAGUGCGACCCUGUUGAUGGCACCUGUGUGUGCCCGCCCUUCGUGACAGGGGCCCAGUGUGACAGCUGUCUCCAACACACGUUCGGCUACGACCCUUAUGUCGGCUGUCAGGAAUGCAAUUGUCACCCUUAUGGUGUGGCCAAUCAAAACCUCAGCUGCAACCAGCAAAAUGGACAGUGCAACUGCAGGCCAUCUAUCAAAGGUGUGCACUGUGACACAUGCCUCAUGGGACAUUAUGGGUUCCCUCACUGCCGCCGAUGUGACUGCAACUCCCUCGGCACUGAAGAUCAGGUCUGUGACCAAGCAUCGGGCACCUGCCUCUGCAAAGAAAACACUGAACAACCGACGUGUACCUCAUGUCGUUCAGGGGCCUUCUACCUGGAGAAAGCAAACCCGAAAGGAUGCACCCUUUGUUUCUGCUUCGGAACAACGUCCAGUUGUGAACACUCUUCUCUCACAUGGUACACAAUAUCCGACAUGAAGAACUGGACACUACCCAACACCGUCGACGCUAUUAUUGAAGAAGGGUCAUCUGAGAUCUCUGCCAUUAUCAACCUGGUUGAAGACGAAAAGAAGCCCCUUUAUUGGUCUGCCCCGUACACCUACCUCAGCAACAAGAUCAUAUCGUAUGGAGGGCAGUUGAAGUAUUCUGUUGAGUUUGACACCUACGAUGAUGGGGAAAUGGUCGAAGGAACGCCUGAUGUUAUCCUUAUGGGGAACAAUACGAGUCUUGUGCACAGUGUUGUAUCAGAAACUGACCAGACCGAAUACACUGUUGACCUUCGU